CACAGUCUCACUUGACCAAAUCUAACCCUUCACUCUCUCUCCCUCUCUCCCAAGUCUGCUCAUAAAAGCAAAGAAAGAACGAGCUGAUCUUGCCUUGCACCAUUUCUUGAUGGGUCUCGAAUAGCUCUCUCUUUCAAACACACAAGAACAGAACAUUCCAUCCCUAAACCGAUCAACCAAUCAUCGUCCCGCGGCGGAAAUGAUGAGAGACUUCCCGUCCUGCUUCGGCGAAAGCGGAGUCCAAAUCGCGGACUCAUCAUCGUCCUUGGUGAGGUACAGCCCCCAGAACACCGUCACCUGCAUCUACAAGUCCAAGAUACGCGGUCGCCCUUGCCUCAUCACCGUGACCUGGACCAAGACCCUCAUGGGCCAAGGUCUCACCGUCUCGAUCCUCGUCGACGACGGGGGCGGCGACCACCCCAACUCGUCUCGCUCCCUCUGCCGAGUCGAAAUCAAGCCCUGGCUCCUCAUCUCCAAGCACAGAGGUUGCCGGAAAGCCCCAUUAUCGUCAUCAGAUUCCUCCACUCUCGACGUUCACUGGGACCUCUCGAACGCGAAGUUCGGCGCUGCCCCCGAGCCUGUCCAGGAUUAUUACGUCGCGGUCAAGGACGACCGCGACGUGGUCCUGCUCCUCGGGGACAUGGAGAGGGAGGCCUACAAGAAGCUCGCCGGCCUGGGCUGGGCCCGUGACAACGCAGUACUCGUGGGGAAGCGGGAGAACGUGUUCGGGAAGAAAAGCUACUGCACGAGGGCCCAGUUCCGGGACAAGGGCCAGGCACACAGCGUCGUGAUCGAGUGCGACCCGGGCGGCGGCACUCCCGCCGAGCCGUGCCUCGUGAUAAGGAUCGACGACCGGGACGUGGUGAGGGUGAGGAGGCUGCGGUGGAAGUUCCGGGGGAACUGCAUGAUCGACGUGGACGGCACCGGCGUGGAGGUGUUCUGGGACGUCCAUAACUGGCUCUUCGGUGGCGAUUGUGUCGGGAGCAACUACGGGGUGUUCCUGUUUCAGACGUGCCCGUUCUGGGCCGAGAGCGACGCCCAGAAGUUCUGCGGUUCGUCUAGUUCGAACGUGUCGAAGCCUUCGUGCAUUUCGAGCUGGUGGAGUGCGUCAUCGCCCUCUUCUUCGCGGGGUAUCGAAGAUGAUCCUCAUCACCGACAUCAGUUGCAGUUGCAGCAAGGUCUGGGCUUCUCUUUAAUACUGUACGCUUGGAAGAGUGAAUAAAAUAGUAUUAUUCAUCAUCUAUUUAUUUACCAAAAGAAAGAUAAGAAGUCGAGAAGUUUUCUUCUUCUACCUUUUUGUUUUUGGAAAGAUACAAGAGAGACUGAAAUUGUGUUUUUUCCUCAGUUUUGGGUUUUCAUGUGGUUGGAGUGGUAACUGCUAAAGAAGAUGCAUAAGAUGACUUCCUAAUAAAGUUUGAUUGAAGUACAGUGAAAUGAAUGCAGAUAUGUUGUUGCUUCUGAUA
Messenger RNA from Syzygium oleosum, 1463 nucleotides. RefSeq lists its product as uncharacterized. Lineage: Eukaryota; Viridiplantae; Streptophyta; Magnoliopsida; Myrtales; Myrtaceae. The transcript has a single exon. The record is from RefSeq and is a predicted model, not a curated record. Bases 200 to 1222 code for a protein of 340 amino acids.